Messenger RNA from Synchytrium microbalum, 1080 nucleotides. RefSeq lists its product as uncharacterized. Bases 1 to 1080 code for a protein of 359 amino acids. NCBI's taxonomy places the organism in Eukaryota, Fungi, Chytridiomycota, Chytridiomycetes, Synchytriales, Synchytriaceae. The record is from RefSeq and is a predicted model, not a curated record. The transcript is spliced from 7 exons.
AUGUCAAUCACCAAAUCAUCUACUCCGGAUCUUCGCUCCAUCUUUGACAAGGUGCAGGGAUGGGCCUCGGGCGCUAUUUUGCUCCAGGUCAUUGGUGUCGCAGACGCCACAGGUCUCCUAAAAUAUCUCCAUGCUUUGAAACAACCCCAAACUGUCGCUCAAAUCACAGCUGGCACUAAACUCGUCGAACGUUAUGUACAAGAGACACUGCACGCCCUCGCUGCUGGCGCCAUCAUUCAAUACGAUGAAAAGACUGGUUGCUUUAGUAUGUGGCCUGGUGCUGGUGCUGUAUUAGCAGAUGAGACGCAUCCCCUUUUCAUGGCCGGGUGGCCAGACUUUGCUGCGCGACUGACUAGUGUCAGAGAUGGUGUCGUUAAAGCCAUGAAAGAAGGAGGUGGUGUCGCAUUCUCUGAAUACAAGAUGGGCAACACACUAAACAGAAUCAAUGCGCCCUCCUCAAACGCACUGUUGGUUAAGAAGUGGCUGCCUGGUGUUCCCGGAAUGGUGAAACGAAUGGAGUCUGGAAUUACAGUCGCUGAUGUAGGCUGUGGAAGCGGACACGCUACAAUCACAAUGGCCAAAGCCUUCCCUAAAUCCAAAUUCACUGGAUUCGAUGUCGACGAUGCCUCGCUUGUGUUGGCUCGUUCUCAAGCUGUUAAAGCUGGCGUCAAGAAUGCUGAGUUCGUGCUCGCUGGUGCUGAGGAUUUGCCUGCCAAUUCAUUCGAUUUUGUCUUGACCUUUGAUGUCAUACACGACAUCCCACAUCCACUUCCAGCUUUACAAUCUCUUCAAAAGAGUUUGAAGCCUGGUGGUAUUUACGUGAUGGUAGAACCGAAGUGUUCUGCUCAUCUUGGUGACAAUGUGAAGAAUGGAUUAGGCAUGAUGUAUGGUAUCAGUCUGUUGCAUUGCAUGACUCAAUCUCUAGCUAGAGGAGGAAUCGGUCUUGGAUCAUGCUGGGGUCCAGACCAGGCCAAGCAAUACGGAUUGGAGGCAGGAUUCAAACACUUUGUGACUCUGCCUAUAAACAAUGCAGCAAACACGUUCUUUGGUCUGUCUAACGACCAACCACCUAAACUGUAG